Messenger RNA from Drosophila simulans, 3936 nucleotides. It is a transcript of the gene IleRS, whose product is annotated as isoleucine--tRNA ligase, cytoplasmic. The coding region runs from base 160 to 3849 and encodes 1229 amino acids. Gene Ontology annotation, molecular function: isoleucine-tRNA ligase activity; aminoacyl-tRNA deacylase activity; tRNA binding. Gene Ontology annotation, biological process: isoleucyl-tRNA aminoacylation. The transcript has 6 exons. The record is from RefSeq and is a predicted model, not a curated record. Lineage: Eukaryota; Metazoa; Arthropoda; Insecta; Diptera; Drosophilidae.
UCAGCUGAUUGUAGAGGAUGCCGGUCAUCGGAACCUACUAUCGAUAUCACGAACCGAUGAGCAAAAGAGCGAUUAAUGAACCACUAGUUCCGUACCAUCGGGCACGUUGUGUGCCACGCAAAAACGCCGCAAAUAAGUUGGAUUUCUGAUAUAAAAGCAAUGGGAAAAAAACUAGAGCGGAACGACGUGUGUCGCGUGCCGGAGAACAUCAAUUUCCCGGCCGAGGAGGAGAACGUACUGCAAAAGUGGCGAGACGAAAAUAUCUUCGAAAAGUGCAGCCAGCUGUCGAAGGGAAAGCCCAAAUACACGUUCUACGAUGGACCGCCCUUUGCAACCGGGCUGCCCCACUACGGACACAUCCUUGCUGGCACCAUCAAGGACAUCGUCACACGGUACGCAUACCAGCAGGGAUACCAUGUGGACCGUCGCUUCGGCUGGGAUUGCCACGGACUGCCCGUGGAGUUCGAGAUUGACAAGCUGCUGAACAUCAAGGGUCCCGAGGAUGUGGCCAAGAUGGGAAUCGCCGCCUACAAUGCAGAGUGCCGGAAGAUUGUCAUGCGUUACGCAGAUGAGUGGGAGAAUGUGGUGACGCGCGUGGGUCGCUGGAUCGACUUUAAGAACGAUUACAAGACGUUGUACCCAUGGUACAUGGAGUCCAUUUGGUGGAUCUUCAAGCAGCUGUUCGACAAGGGUCUGGUCUACCAGGGCGUUAAGGUGAUGCCCUAUUCCACCGCCUGCACAACGUCCCUUUCGAACUUCGAGGCCAACCAAAACUACAAGGAGGUUGUGGACCCUUGCGUAGUCGUUGCACUGGAGGCCGUUUCGCUGCCCAAUACCUUUUUCCUAGUGUGGACCACCACGCCGUGGACACUGCCCUCUAACUUCGCAUGCUGUGUUCAUCCGACGAUGACCUACGUAAAAGUGCGCGACGUGAAGAGCGACCGACUUUUUGUUCUCGCAGAGUCUCGUCUCUCUUAUGUGUAUAAAUCGGAGACGGAGUACGAAGUGAAGGAAAAGUUUGUUGGCAAAACCCUUAAGGACCUUCACUACAAGCCGCUUUUCCCCUACUUUGCAAAGCGCGGAGCUGAGGUAAAAGCUUAUCGUGUCCUGGUCGACGAGUACGUGACUGAGGAUUCCGGUACGGGUAUUGUGCACAAUGCUCCCUACUUCGGAGAAGACGAUUAUCGUGUGUGCCUGGCUGCGGGCCUCAUCACAAAGUCCAGUGAGGUCCUGUGCCCAGUGGACGAGGCAGGACGGUUUACUAACGAGGCCAGCGAUUUCGAGGGCCAAUACGUCAAGGAUGCCGAUAAGCAAAUAAUUGCCGCGCUGAAGGCACGAGGAAACUUGGUUUCCAGUGGCCAGGUGAAGCAUAGCUACCCAUUCUGCUGGCGGUCAGACACGCCUCUUAUCUAUAAGGCGGUUCCUUCCUGGUUUGUGCGCGUCGAGCACAUGUCUAAAAACCUGCUUGAUUGCAGUUCCCAAACGUACUGGGUGCCGGACUUCGUCAAGGAGAAACGUUUUGGAAACUGGCUGAAAGAGGCCAGAGAUUGGGCUAUCUCCCGCAAUCGCUACUGGGGCACACCGAUUCCUAUCUGGAGGUCGCCUAGCGGGGAUGAGACCGUCGUUAUCGGCAGUAUCAAGCAGUUGGCCGAGCUGUCCGGCGUUCAGGUCGAGGAUCUGCAUAGAGAAAGUAUCGACCACAUUGAAAUACCAUCGGCAGUUCCUGGAAAUCCACCGCUGCGUCGCAUAGCUCCUGUUUUUGACUGUUGGUUUGAAUCAGGUUCAAUGCCGUUCGCACAACAGCAUUUCCCUUUUGAAAACGAAAAGGACUUUAUGAACAAUUUUCCGGCUGACUUUAUAGCUGAGGGCAUCGAUCAGACCCGCGGCUGGUUCUACACACUCCUUGUGAUUUCGACGGCGCUGUUUAAUAAGGCACCAUUUAAAAACCUCAUUGCAAGUGGGCUGGUCUUAGCUGCUGAUGGUCAGAAAAUGUCGAAGCGCAAGAAGAACUAUCCCGAUCCAAUGGAGGUGGUCCAUAAGUAUGGAGCGGAUGCUCUCCGUUUGUACCUUAUCAAUUCGCCCGUCGUUAGGGCCGAGAGUCUGCGUUUUAAGGAAGAAGGUGUGCGCGACAUAAUCAAAGAUGUGUUCCUACCGUGGUACAAUGCAUACCGAUUCUUACUACAAAACAUCGUUCGAUAUGAGAAGGAGGAUUUGGCAGGAAAUGGGCAAUAUACUUAUGAUCGUGAACGCCACUUAAAGAAUAUGGAUAAGGCCUCCGUAAUAGAUGUGUGGAUUUUGUCUUUUAAGGAAUCCUUACUCGAGUUCUUCGCCACUGAGAUGAAAAUGUAUCGCCUGUACACUGUCGUACCCCGACUGACAAAGUUCAUCGAUCAACUUACCAAUUGGUAUGUUCGACUCAAUCGACGUCGCAUCAAGGGUGAAUUGGGAGCUGAUCAGUGCAUUCAAUCACUUGACACGCUUUACGAUGUUCUAUACACAAUGGUUAAAAUGAUGGCUCCUUUCACGCCCUACCUUACGGAGUACAUAUUCCAGCGCCUGGUAUUGUUCCAGCCAGCAGGAACCCUAGAACAUGCUGACUCAGUUCACUACCAGAUGAUGCCGGUCAGUCAGAAAAAAUUUAUUCGAAACGACAUUGAGCGCUCGGUGGCUUUGAUGCAAUCAGUCGUCGAGCUGGGUCGUGUUAUGCGGGAUCGAAGAACCUUGCCUGUUAAGUAUCCCGUUUCGGAGAUCAUAGUAAUUCACAAGGACUCGCAAGUCCUGGAGGCAAUCAAGAGCUUGCAGGACUUCAUUCUUAGCGAACUCAAUGUUCGAAAACUUACGCUGAGCUCUGAUAAGGAGAAAUAUGGUGUAACACUGAGAGCAGAGCCUGACCACAAGGCGCUAGGACAGCGGCUUAAGGGCAAUUUCAAAGCGGUUAUGGCUGCUAUCAAGGCUCUCAAGGAUGAUGAAAUUCAGAAGCAAGUUUCGCAAGGCUACUUUGACAUUCUGGAUCAAAGAAUUGAACUUGAUGAAGUUCGCAUCAUUUACUGCACAUCUGAGCAGGUUGGAGGAAACUUUGAGGCUCACAGCGAUAAUGAGGUAUUGGUACUGUUGGACAUGACGCCCAACGAAGAAUUACUUGAAGAGGGUUUGGCUCGUGAGGUCAUAAAUAGAGUGCAGAAACUGAAAAAGAAGGCUCAACUUAUACCGACCGAUCCCGUUCUUAUCUUCCAUGAGCUAACUGCCGAUAACAAAGCUAAGAAGGAGAUCCUGGAGGCUCAGGCUCAGCUAACCAAAGUUUUGUCCAACUAUGCCAGCAUGAUCAAAACGGCCAUUAAGUCGGAGUUUGCCCCCUAUUCAUCUGAGCAGGCGUCCAAGAAGCGCUUAAUAGCUAGUGAGCUUGUCGAUCUUAAAGGAGUUCCCUUAAAGUUGACUAUUUGUUCGACCGAGGAAUUACAGCUUCCUAAUUUGCCUUGGUUAAAUAUAUCCUUGGCAGAAGAUCUGGUGCCACGAUUUGGAAAUAGCAGCAAAGCAUCUCUAUUUCUGCAGCACAACGUUAGCAAGGAAAUUAUUUCACUGCCCACACUUCGCUCCGAGUUGGAACAUUUGUUUGGAUUGUAUGGAGUCAACUUUAAUAUCUACGUUGUUGAUCACCAAAAACAGACUUCUGAACUAAAGUCUAUCGAUGAAAACCUGAGCGGAAAAUUGCUUGUUUUAGCUCGAAGCCAAGAUGCACCGAAACUAUCAGCAGGCUAUGAACUAUCCCCCGCUCCAUACUCCAAAUUCAUCAACCAGCCUUCAGGAAAUUCUAUCUUCACGGAGAAUCCCUUGGGACGCGCCUUAUGUUAAUCUUAAGGAUUGCUAUUGGUAUUUAAUUGAAAACGAAUCGAAACUGAAAUAAAUGUUGUCAACUUUUCAAAAAAGUUGUAAACCUUA